Haliotis rufescens (red abalone) is the source of this 3529-nucleotide messenger RNA. Its product is annotated as arginine-glutamic acid dipeptide repeats protein-like. Bases 100 to 2250 code for a protein of 716 amino acids. Gene Ontology annotation, molecular function: DNA binding; zinc ion binding. The transcript is spliced from 2 exons. Lineage: Eukaryota; Metazoa; Mollusca; Gastropoda; Lepetellida; Haliotidae. The record is from RefSeq and is a predicted model, not a curated record.
AACAAACAUGGCGGACGUAUGAUGAAAAGACGAUCGCUCAAUGAAUAGAAUGAAAUAGACGAAGCACAUGGCAGUAGGAUGAAGAUCUGAAAACAAGCAAUGGCCGACUUCAACCAGCUACCCAUUAAAAUAGAGACAGAACAUGAGCAGUUUGUGGUUCAGCUUGAUAACUCCGAGUAUGGCGAUGAUGAGCUGCUAAGUCCCAAUGAGAGUGGGGACUUCUCUGAGUACCAUGAAUACCAGGAUGGUGGUGGGAAGCUGAGGCUGAAGCGGAGGCGCAAAUGUGGACAGUGUGGACCGUGCCAGGUGAAGGAGAACUGUGACAAGUGUCACUUCUGCCUGAGGAGGGAUGUUUUAAAACAGUCCUGCAUUUAUCGAAAGUGUUUAUAUUUGAGGAAGAAAAUGCCGAGGAUCCGUUCUGACAGUUUGAGUAGUAAUAACGGCCUUCCCAGACCAGCAAUUCAAGUCCCACCUUCGGGGCAUCCCACGUCUCCUCCUGUCAUGUGUGUGUCGCCAAAUCAGGGACCAAUUCAGUCCCCAAAUGAAAUAAACUCAUGUCGUCUGCCUCAAGCCAGUCCUCCUUUUGUUCCAAGCUCUCAUGGGCCAAGUCCUCCGGGACCAAGCCCGCCAGGACCAAAUUCUCAGUCCUCAAUACCUGACUCAUCACGGCAGCAACACUUAGACCCUCUUCGAGGAUUCCAGGCAGAUGUUAGACAUAUGACACCCGACAACGUCAGGCCAUUUUCACAGGAAUCAAUGCGGUCACAUUCUGUAGAACGACCAAGGUCACUCCAGGGUGAUGUCAGGCCCAUGUCAACAGAAGCUGUGCGUUCUCCUCCAGCUAGUCAGGUGUCACCAGCACAGUCGGAACUGUUGAGACAGAUGCCAUCAGGGCAUUAUCAAGCGCGCAUUAACCACUUACAACAUUUGCAGAACAGUCAGAUACCACAGUUGCCUAAGGAUCAAAUUGGACCUCGGACACUUGAUCAACUUGGACCUCGAGCAUUAGAACAGUUGAGACAUUUUGGGCCUGAGCACUACGGGCCUGUGCAGUAUGGCCAUCCCCGACAUGUGAUACCUCCACACGGAUUACCGACUCCCUAUGGCUUUCCACCAGGCAAUAUUCAGUCUGUGUCAUCCACGCAGAUGGGUUUACCACAGGCAUGUCGCUACAGCGUGCCCACACAGCCAGCGUUCCAUCCACAUCUUGCAUACAACUCCAACUUAAGACCUCAUUCCUUUAAUUCUUCAACUCCUUCAGGGACACUCAUGACUCCACCUUUCUACCCCCCUCCCCCACCUCCUGUUGCUACCAGUUUAGCCAGUAUCCCUCUGGGUCAGUAUCAUCCACCCCCUCAAAGUACCUUUUCUGCGGGUGGAUUUGGCUCUCCCCACACUGCCAUAUAUCCAGGAGGCCUUUACCCUCCAUUCAGACCACCUAACGAACCAUUCAUCUACCACGCUCGUUUGCCACCACCAUCAUCAGUGUUUUCAGAGCAUGCAAGUCAAAUGUCGCAAUUUAGGGACCAGUAUUUAAGAAAAACAGAAGAUGAGGAAGAAGAUUGUAAGAAGUUUGAUAUUUUCAGACUAACAAAGAAGAAUGAUGCAGAACUGAUGCGUGAAAAGUAUGCAGAAGAAAGUGGUCGUAGUUCUGUUGAGUCUGUCGUUGUGUCAGACAAGGAACAGCUGAAUUCUAAAGUACCUCUACCAAAGUCUCGUGUUGAUGAUGACCUUUUGGAGCAAAUCAACAACAUCUCUCGAGAGGACCAAUGCAAUGUGACAAUUACCAUUGAUGAUUUAAAAAUGCAGGCAUUUAUCAGAUCCGAUGGUGUAAAUAAUUUAGAAAUUGAGAUCGAAUCUCCAAACAUGUCCCCAGAUAGUUUACCACGAUCACCAAACAAAGAACAUAGUUCAAACUCUUCCUCAUCUUCAGAUGCUCAAAUUUCAUCCAAAUCUAGUCUCGAGAAGAACAUAGAUGAGAACUCAGAUGGUAGUUGUAAGCAGACAUCAAAGCAGACGCCAUGCAGAAAGCAGACGGUUACUGGCACCGUGUGUUUGAAGCAGGACUUGGGUGACGAAGGCAUCAUGCAGCUGGAACUGCCAGGGCACAAGGUUCAGAUCGAGGAGACUCUGCUGGAGGAACAGUUGGUCAAACAGUCGGAGAAUCCCGAGGAACUCCUUCAGUUCAUAUCAAACCCAUCACCACCAUCAUCAUCAUCACUGUUUCCAGAAACCAUCACCAUUAACUGAUUUCAUCGACAACAUUGGACUGAUCAUGACAUAUCUGUGUUUGUCACAAGGCCAGGUGAUUGUUGUGUGUAGUUUUAUUAUUUUCAUCAUACACUUUAACUGAGCACAGACUUGUGAAGGCACAUGUUCUUAUACAGACUUCUGCCUUGUUUGUGUAGACAUGUUUUCAGAAUAUGAAUAUCCUUUUAGCCUCUUUUGAUAUUAUGUUGUGAUGGUAUUUUUUCACCAGUGCUAAGUUAACGUUUCAUGAAACCUUUCAUGAAAUGUGUUCACAUCAUGAUUCAUGGAUAAUCUAGGGAAACUCUCCUGACACAUUUUCCAGAAAAACAGUCUUUUGUCUCUACACACUAGAUCACCCUGUAAGUCGCAUAGAGCAUAACCUGGACAAAGAAACCUGACAAGACUAUACGUCCUGAGAUAAACAUGAUAUAAGCCCUUAAAGCCAUAUUUAGAAAAUGAUGACCUGUCAAAAGCUGUUUUGUUAUGUUAUUUUGUGUUUGUAAGAUUUAAUUGAGGUAACUAUUAUCAAAUAUCUUAUAUGUACUAUACAUAUAUGUCUGUCUGCAUUAAGUUUUAGGAUUGACAAUCUUGGAGAAGUACUUCAUUUUCAUGACAUUUAACCUACAAAUCCUAUAAAAAGAAAGUUGUAUAUGUGAGAAGUAUACAAGUCAUAAUUGUUGUGUAUAGAACAGCCUGUGAAUGUGCAUUGGUCUUUUUCCUUUUUUACAGAGAUUGUUUAUUUUCAUCUUUGUGUGCCAAUUACUAUACUAUAUGGUUGUACAUAGGUGGGAGAGUGAUCUGGCUCCUUGUCUACCGUUCCAUGUUGUGAAACAUCAGAUGAGGACUUGUAUAUCUAUUUUUUUACAGCAGUUGAACAGGUCUGUUUGUUUCACCAAAUCUCAAUCACCGUGCUCUGGUUUGGGGCUUGAUAUAUGAGUAGUCUACAUAUUUAAUGCAUAUGAUUUUAGCUCACCUCACCUGAACAUUAGAACUAUAAGAUUUCUUUUCCUUUAACAUUAGAAAUGUGUCCCUAAUGUCUCUAAACAGUGUUUUGUUACAUGUUUACAGUUACUGUUGUUACAUUUUAUUGAACUCUUGAAACAUUUCUCCUUCUAAUCAUUCAGUAAGUUUAACAAUCCUUAAUUAAGACAAAAGGAGCCUAGUGGUUAAAACCUUCGAUCGUAACGCCGAAGACCCGGGUUCGAUUCCCAACAUGGGUACAAUGUGUGAAGCCCAUUUCUGGUGUCCCCCGCCAUGAUAUUGCUGGAAUAUUGCUAAA